UAUCUUCGACACAAAAACAAAGGCUAUAUUAGGAUAUCCCACAUCUUCAAAACUAAAAUGGUCCUUGGAUUCAUCCUUGUGAUACUCUGUUUUUCAAAUGUCUUCCUCAUGCURUGGAAAAUAAACCAAGGAAUCCCCUGGGCUCCAGCAAUCAUCAUUACCCCUGCAGUGCUGGGGAUUACAACGAUUCUUGCCAUGUUCCUCACCCAGGUGGAAAGAAUGGUGGGCACUCAGUCUUCAGGCAUCUUGCUGAUUUACUGGCUGCUCACAUUCCUGUCUGCAGUUGUGAUGCUUAGUUCCAAAAUCCAACAUGCCGUAGAAGGAGGCUUCCUGGAAGACCCUUUCCACCACAUUUCAACCUACCUCUACGCUAGCCUGGUGCUAGGAGAACUUGUGCUCUUUUGCUUAGUCGAUCAGCCUCCCUUCUUCUCAAAAGCUGCCAACAGCCCUAAUCAGUGUCCAGAAGCCAACACCUCUUUUCUUUCCAAAAUCACAUACUGGUGGUUCUCUGGGCUUGUCAGGAAAGGCUAUCAGCAAUCCUUGGAUGUGGAUGACCUGUGGUCAGUGAGGAAAGAAAACUCCUCAGAAGAAAUUGUUGCCCAUAUUGAAAGAGAAUGGAAAAAAUAUCGUAGCAAAUCAGAGCAAAAAAUGGAGUCCAUGACAUUUAAAAGGGUUAAGAAGAGUGAAACUGGCUUAGCAGAAGCUGAGGAGACGCAGGUUCUGCUGCAAUCAGAGCAGAGUCAGAGUGGGCCCUUACUGAAAGCGCUAUGGAGCAUGUUUGGAAGCUAUUUUCUGCUUGGCACCUUCAGCUUAGUUAUCUGUGAUGUCUUCUUGUUUUCCAUCCCCAAGUUACUGAGCCUUUUCCUGCAGUUCAUUGAAGACCAAGAAGCCCCUAACUGGCACGGUUAUUUCUAUGCCUUCACUCUGUUCCUGCUGGCUUGUCUCCAGACUCUGUUUGAACAACGAUAUAUGUACAUGUGUCUCGUUCUGGGACUGAGACUAAGGACUGCGGUAACAGGGCUCGUGUACAGGAAGAUCCUAGUCAUGUCAAAUGCAUCAAGAAAAGCAGCAACAGUGGGUGAAAUAGUUAAUCUGGUGUCUGUUGAUGUCCAAAAGCUAAUGGAUCUCAUUAUCUAUUUUAAUGGGACCUGGCUUGCUCCUAUUCGGAUUAUCAUUUGUUUUGUCUUCUUGUGGCAGCUUCUUGGGCCAUCUGCCUUGACUUCAGUUGCUGUGUUUCUUCUACUUUUGCCGCUGAAUUUUGUGAUCACAAAGAAAAGGAGCCAAUUUCAGGAAGCCCAGAUGAAAUAUAAAGAUGAGCGGGCCAAACUCACCAAUGCCAUUCUCAGUGACAUUAAAGUAAUCAAACUCUAUGGCUGGGAGAACAUCUUCAUGGAGAAAGUGCUUGAUAUCCGGAAGCAAGAACUUCAGGCCCUGAAAAGAUCUCAGAUCCUCCUCUCAGCAUCUCUAGCUUCCUUUCAUUCAUCAACUUUCCUGAUUGCCUUUGUCAUGUUUGCUGUCUACACUCUGGUUGAUAACACACACAUCCUGGAUGCUCAGAAGGCUUUUGUAUCUUUAACCUUGAUCAACAUUCUCAACACUGCGCACUCCUUCCUGCCCUUCUCCAUAAACGCUGCAGUCCAGGCCAAAGUAUCUUUAAACCGCUUAGCAACUUUUCUGAAUCUAGAAGAACUGAAUCCUGACAGCUCAAGCAGGAACACUUCUGACUGUGAGCAGGCAAGCAUCACCAUAAGGAAUGGAACUUUCAACUGGAACAAGGAAACUUCUCCUUGUCUUAGAAGGUACAGAUUUACCCUUAAUCAUCUCACUUCUGAAGACCAGGGCACAGUGGCUUAUGUGCCUCAGCAAGCUUGGAUACAAAAUGCUUCAGUGGAAGAUAAUAUUGUCUUUGGGAAAGAGAUGGAUGAAAUGUGGUUUAACAGUGUGAUUGAUGCUUGUGCACUUCAAGCUGAUUUGGAAAGCUUUCCUGCAGGGCCUAAGAGUGAAAUAGGAGAGAAGGGGAUUAAUAUAUCUGGAGGGCAGAAACAAAGAGUGAGCCUCGCUCGUGCAGUGUACCAGAAGGCUUCCAUUUACCUCCUGGAUGAUCCUCUGUCAGCGCUUGAUGCUCAUGUUAGACAGCAUAUUUUUGAACAUGUUCUUGGACCCAAGGGCCUACUGAAAGACAAGACCCGUGUGCUGGUGACUCACACAAUCAACAUUUUGCCCCAAGUGGACAAUAUUGUUGUGCUGGUGGAUGGAUCCAUCUCAGAAGUUGGUUCUUACCAAGAACUUUUGCAGAGAAAUGGAGCUUUUACAGAAUUUCUUCAUUCACACAUUACAGAAGAGAAAGCAGACUCUGGUUUACCAGCUGUAGGAGACACCAAAGGCACCGUCACUUCUGGGAAUGGUCCAUCAUGGGAGAAGCUCCAUAGCGAAAGUUCAGUCAAGUCUUCUACUAUGAAAAGAGAGACUAGUCUUGCAAAUCAAGACUGCUCCACUGCUGUAGCUGCCCAAGGAAGAUUAACCAAGGGAGAGAAGGCUCCACGUGGCAGGGUUAAUAUUUCAAAUUACGUGGCGUACCUGAGGGCGAUGGGCUCCGUGCUGUGUUUGUACAUCAUUCUGCUGUUCACCUGUCAGCAAAGCGUGUCAUUUUCUCGUGGSUACUGGCUCCGCCUGUGGACAGAUGACCCUGCUCACAACGGGACGCAGCAGCACACAUCGCUCAGGGUUGGGGUCUUUGGUGCACUGGGAGUCAUUCAAGCCCUCUGCAGAUUCAUUUCCACUGCAGCCGUCCUCCUGGGAGGUGUGGCAGCAUCGCACAAGCUCUUUCUGCAGCUGCUGAGGAGCGUUGCUAGAUCCCCCAUGAUCUUCUUUGAGCAGACACCCAUUGGAAACUUGCUGAACCGCUUCUCCAAAGAAAUCGACGCCAUUGAUUCCAUCAUCCCAGACAAGCUGAAGUCCUUGCUUGGAUUCUUGUUCAACCUGCUGGAAAUCUAUCUUGUGAUUAUGGUGGCUACGCCAAUGGCAGCGAUGGCCAUAGUGCCCUUGACGGUGCUGUAUGCUGUAUUCCAGCACUUCUAUGUUGUCACCUCCUGCCAGCUGAGACGCCUGGAGGCUGCCAGCCGAUCACCCAUCUACUCCCACAUUGCAGAAACCUUUCAAGGGAGCAGCGUGAUCCGUGCUUACAAGGACCAAGRGAGAUUUAUUCUAAAAAGCAAUUUCCAAGUGGAUGAGAACCAAAGAAUAUGUUUCCCUGGAGCAGUUGCUGACAGGUGGCUUGCCACAAACCUGGAGUUUCUGGGCAAUGGCAUCGUGCUGUUUGCAGCACUAUUUGCAGCAAUUGGCAGAACGCAUCUUAGUCCAGGAGCUGCUGGUUUUUCUAUUUCAUAUGCUCUUCAGAUAACUGGUAUUUUGAACUGGAUGGUGCGCUCCUGGACAGAAAUAGAAAACAACAUCGUUUCUGUGGAGAGAGUCAGAGAAUACUUGAGGACUCCUAAAGAGGCACCCUGGACUCUAACUGGCAAACCUCAAGGUCAGGCUUGGCUCACUGAAGGAAGAAUUGAAUUCAGAAACUAUAGUUUGCGAUACAGGCCAAAUUUGGAGCUGGCACUGAAGCACCUCAGUCUGACGAUCCAUGGGCAGGAGAAGAUCGGUAUAACUGGAAGAACAGGAGCUGGGAAAUCUACUCUUGCUGCUGGACUGCUGCGGUUGGUGGAAGCCGCAGAAGGAGAGAUUCUAAUUGAUGGAGUAGAUAUUGCUCAAGUAGGUCUCCAUGACCUCAGAACCAAGAUAACUGUGAUACCCCAGGAUCCAGUUUUAUUUUCUGGCUCUCUAAGAACAAACCUUGACCCUCUAAACCAAUACACUGAUGAAGACAUCUGGACAGCUUUGGAACUGACUCAGCUCAGGAACUUCAUUGCAAAUUUGCCAGACCAGUUGGAACAUAAGUGCACUGACCAAGGGGAAAACCUAAGCACUGGUCAGAAGCAGUUGGUUUGUCUGGCCAGAGCACUUCUCCAGAAAGCCAAAAUCCUGGUCCUAGAUGAGGCUACAUCAGCUGUAGAUCUAGAGACUGAUCUUCAGAUUCAGUCCACCCUGAGGACUCAUUUCAAAGAGAGCACCGUGUUAACUAUAGCUCACCGUGUAAACACCAUCAUGGACUGUGACAGGAUUUUAAUCUUGGAAAAUGGUUGUAUUGCUGAAUUUGAUACUCCAGAAAAAUUAAUAGCUCAAAGGGGAGCCUUCUACAGACUGGUGGAAGAAUCAGGCCUUGUCUGACUCACCUGCGGAGCCCACCAUAAUGCAGUACCACUGUUAACCAGGAAUAAUUGAUCUCUUAAUUGAGUUGUUACCUUCAUUUGAUUCUAAAAUGCCCAAUACUCAACCAAAUUGUGCUUGAGCCAUAGCUGCGCUGGGGAGAUGAGCAGAGAUGACUUGGGAUUCCACGUUCAUUAUCUUGUGGCAGUAAGCAUAAGCACAUAUGGACCGUGUUGCCUGUGGGCUGCCUGUCACAGCUGGCAGGGAACCCAUCUCACUUCCAUCAGCUCGGAUGGGGCCUGUGCAAACUGUGCUGCUUGGAGCGCUGACAAAGAGCCUCAGAGGGAGAGAGCCAGCGCAUACACUGGCUUCCUGGUGCAGGAGAGAAUAACUGGGCUGGGAUCCUGCUGCACUUGGAGCAGGGCCACUGUGAAAGCCAGGCAAUUGCCACAGUCACGGCUGAGCUGGUCUGAAYGCCAUCACCCAACAUUUCUAAAGGGAUUUUGUUGCAAGGUGUUUGUGCAGUGCAAAGCAUCUUCCUGCGAUCCAGGAUAUUGUCUGCAGCACGACAGUCCAUCAGAUGAGAAGUAGUGGGAACUCACUUGCUUCAUUCCCAGCUUUCUGCUUGAUCUGCCAUGUACCAUCAGGCAAAGCUCUGACCUCCUAGCACUCACUUUCCCUCCCAGCUUUUCCCUUGUCAGCAGGGAGUGCAAAUGCACCUUGUUUGUGUGGCACAGCACAGCCCUGGCUUGGAGCAGGUGAAAAAAUGGAGCAGUCCUGGAAAGCAAAACCUCUACCACGGUGCUGGGAAUCACCUGUCAGAGCUGCUCCCAUCUUGGGGACACAACARGAACAUGAAACAAAUAGACUGUGAGACUGCGACGUUCAUCGUGACUUUUGUUACAGCACUUUG
Molecule: messenger RNA, 5167 nt
Organism: Nothoprocta perdicaria
Lineage: Eukaryota; Metazoa; Chordata; Aves; Tinamiformes; Tinamidae
Product: multidrug resistance-associated protein 6-like
Exons: 29
Coding region: 58-4275 (1405 amino acids)
Biological process (GO): transmembrane transport
Cellular component (GO): membrane
Molecular function (GO): ATP binding; ATP hydrolysis activity; ABC-type transporter activity
Source: RefSeq, a predicted model, not a curated record